AUGAAGGCAUUGAUUCUGGUUGGAGGGUUUGGAACAAGGUUGAGGCCAUUGACACUCAGUGUUCCCAAGCCUCUUGUUGAUUUUGCUAACAAGCCUAUGAUUCUGCACCAGAUAGAGGCUCUUAAGGACAUUGGAGUUACUGAAGUGGUGUUGGCUAUCAAUUACCAACCAGAGGUGAUGUUGAAUUUCUUGAAGGAUUUUGAGGAAAAGCUCGACAUCAAAAUCACUUGCUCUCAAGAAACUGAACCAUUGGGAACCGCAGGUCCCUUGGCUCUAGCCAGAGAUAAGCUGAUAGAUGGUUCUGGUGAGCCUUUUUUUGUUCUCAACAGUGAUGUUAUAAGUGAGUAUCCGCUUAAAGAAAUGAUAAAAUUCCAUAAAUCCCAUGGAGGAGAGGCUUCCAUAAUGGUGACAAAGGUUGAUGAGCCAUCAAAAUAUGGUGUAGUUGUGAUGGAAGAGACCACUGGCCAGGUUGAGAAAUUUGUGGAGAAACCAAAGUUAUUUGUUGGAUUCUGGAUGGACAUUGGACAACCAAGGGACUAUAUCACAGGCCUGAGACUCUAUCUGGACUCACUGAGGAAAAAUACUUCUUCCAAGUUGGCCAGUGGCCCUCACAUUUUGGGGAAUGUAAUUGUGCAUGAGACAGCCAAAAUUGGUGAGGGAUGUCUCAUUGGACCUGACGUAGCAAUUGGCCCUGGCUGUAUUAUUGAGUCAGGUGUCAGGCUUUCAAGCUGCACUGUAAUGCGAGGAGUUCGGAUUAAGAAGCAUGCUUGCAUAUCCAGCAGCAUCAUUGGGUGGCAUUCCACUGUCGGGCAAUGGGCUCGAGUGGAGAAUAUGACCAUCCUUGGAGAAGAUGUCCAUGUGUGCGAUGAAGUUUACAGCAAUGGUGGUGUGGUUUUACCCCACAAGGAAAUCAAAACUAGCAUUCUGAAUCCAGAGAUAGUCAUGUGA
Messenger RNA from Vicia faba (fava bean), 948 nucleotides. NCBI's taxonomy places the organism in Eukaryota, Viridiplantae, Streptophyta, Magnoliopsida, Fabales, Fabaceae. The record is from the annotation of a GenBank genome assembly.